AUGGCGCUGGGGGAGGAAGCACCCCAGCCAUCGUUGGUCGGAGACGACGGGCUGAGGAAGAAAAUGUCCAAUCAAAGCACCGUGACCGAGUUCCUGCUCUUGGGGUUCUCGGACAUCCCGGAGCUGCAGGUUUUGCACUUUGUGGUGUUUCUAGUCAUGUACCUGGCAGCCCUGGUGGGGAACCUUCUCAUCAUCUCAGCCAUUGCCCUCGACCACCAUCUGCACACCCCCAUGUACUUCUUCCUGGGAAACCUGUCCAUCCUGGACCUUGGCUCCAUCUCCAUCACCGUCCCCAAAUCGAUGGCCAACUCCCUCCUGGGCACCAGGUCGAUUUCUUAUUCUGGAUGCUUCACCCAAGUCUUUUUCCUGCUCUUCUUCAUCGGAGGAGAUUUUUUCCUUCUCACUGUCAUGGCCUAUGACCGCUACGUCGCCAUCUGCCAGCCGCUGCACUAUCGGAGAGUGAUGACCAGGAGAUGCUGUGUCCACAUGGUGGCCAGUGCCUGGAUGACUGGUAUUCUCAAUUCUGCCCUGCAUACUGGCAGCACACUGGCGGUCUCCUUCUGCAAAGGCAACAGAGUGGAUCAGUUCUUCUGUGAAGUUCCCCAUCUCCUAAAAUCUUCAGAGCGGUGCUGA
This is a messenger RNA of Pelodiscus sinensis (Chinese soft-shelled turtle), 633 nucleotides long. Lineage: Eukaryota; Metazoa; Chordata; Testudines; Trionychidae. The record is from RefSeq and is a predicted model, not a curated record.